AUGGCAGGAGAGUGGAUACUUGACGAGUUGAUAUGUUACUUGGGAAGCCCCCUUUUUCAGGUCCCCGUUAUAACAUGCUGUGAAGCAAGUUGCAUAAUUUUUGAACCCUCAACAGAGGAUUCUGCAGAAUACAGACAAUGCUUUCGAGAUUUUAAGCAGCUGAUUGAUGUCUUGUUGGAUGGCUUCAGAGAAGAUGUUGGACUGACACAGAGUGACAUUGUUAAAGCAGUACAGAAGUUGAACAUGAAAGAAGACCUGAGGGAGAUUUUCAAGAACUCUUUUGAGCCUAUUUUGGCUGUAGAAGACUACAAGUUUUUUGUUAAGAUGAUGACCAAGAAAAACAUAGAACUGCAGGAACAGGCUUUGGCAAUCUUAUUGAAGAAGACAGGUGCAGUCCCAGAAAUCUACUCUAAUCAAGCCAGUGGUCCUCAGCCUGAUGAAGCAUUUGUAGCUGUGGCAAGCCAAGCAGAUAAGCAGUCAGAAGUGAAACAGUCAGAAGAAGAGAAAAAGCAGACAGAAGACUUUGCAAAGGCAGAGGCUGUGCGGCUAGAGGGAGAGAAGAAACAGGAGCAGCAAAAGAUGCAAGAGAUGUUGUCAACACUGACUGUUGAAGACAAAUUACCACCACUUCCUGCAGGGGCAGUGAAAUCACCACCACCGAAGCCCUCCCACCCGACUGCUCCUGCACCAGCUCCAGCUCCUGCACUAGCCCCUGUUAAGGCACCAGCCACAGCUAAGGCACCUGCACCAGCACCUGCACCAAACAAAGCACCUGCACCAGCAGCACCUGUAAGUAAUGCAGAUGCUGCUGCCAGUUGGCUUGCCUCUGCAAAACAGGAAGCAGGCCAGCCUCAAGGAGGAUUACAGUCACACAUG
Messenger RNA from Lingula anatina, 876 nucleotides. RefSeq lists its product as uncharacterized. Gene Ontology annotation, cellular component: axoneme; ciliary base. The record is from RefSeq and is a predicted model, not a curated record. Lineage: Eukaryota; Metazoa; Brachiopoda; Lingulata; Lingulida; Lingulidae.